Molecule: messenger RNA, 4834 nt
Organism: Sceloporus undulatus (fence lizard)
Lineage: Eukaryota; Metazoa; Chordata; Lepidosauria; Squamata; Phrynosomatidae
Gene: PRR15L
Product: proline rich 15 like
Exons: 2
Coding region: 299-622 (107 amino acids)
Source: RefSeq, a predicted model, not a curated record
CCCAGUCGCCAGUUAACCUUGACAUACAGAGAGGGCGGGAAGGAAGCAGGGGGAGAGAGAGAGGGAAAGGUGCAGUAGGAACAGGUAUGUGGCACCUCGACACACCUGAGAUGUGAAGACCGCUUUUCUACUGCUUGCUGGAGACAAAACUGCUUGUUCUGCCACAGAGAUCUGUCUCACUGUCAGGUCCUGUCCCACUCCUUCAUGUUGGUCUUUACCCACAACAGCUGAACAUACCGUCGGUGGAAAGAACUUCCCCAAGGAAGCAGGGUUGACAAAUCCUUCUCUGUUGACCACCAUGGCAGAAAACAAUUAUAGCUGGUGGAAGCUGACCUUUCUCCGGAAGAAAAAAUCUGCUCCUAAGGUGCUGUAUGAAAGUCCUGAUAUCUAUGCAGUUGCCAAUAAUGAGAACCAGCAAGAGGGGGUGCUAGCAGAUGGUGGCAGCGAUGGGAGCAGUCAGCAGGAAUUCAAUGCUCGGCUAGAGAAGAUUGUGGACAAGAGCACCAAAGGCAAACAUGUCAAAGUCUCCAAUUCGGGGCGCUUCAAGGAAAAGAAGAAAGUCAGGGCUAUGUUGUCGGAAAACCCCAACUUUUUUGCUGACAAUGAACGAGAUGAAAAAUGAUGGGUGGAUGAAGGGGAAAUGCCCUUUCUAUGCACUGGUUGGUUGUCUGAACACUGAGAAGCUGACUGUGAUUCAAUUCAAUUCCAUUUGCAAAUGAAGUUAACGAGGGGCCUGUCUGGGGCUCCAGGAUCAGGUCUUAAUUUUCACAUGAAGAAGAAAGGUUUAGAGGAAGAUGAACUUUAUUAUUGUUAUUGUUCUCUUUUUUUUAAUUUAAGGAAUAAAAUUAGUAAUAUUUACAUUAAACGCAAGCCCACUGCACCAUCAGCAGUGGGGGGAAAUGAAAAGCUAGAGGUACAAUGCAUGACAGUAGGGACAUAUGUAGAACUGCUUGAUGUUAAACCUUGACCAGGGUUGGUCCUGCCAUUAGGCAAAGUGAGGCACUUGUCUUAGGUGGCAAAUGCAGGAAAAUGGUACCUCAGGGGACAAAGCUGUGCCAGGUGUGCCAUAGAGCCACCUCUGCACUCCCUAAGUAAGCCUCUUCAGCCAGGGUGGAGAAUGCCAUCCCAUUGCUUGCACUAAAGUAAGUUCCAGCUCCCAUUUCUGUUGGCUUUUCUACUUGAAAUGAACGUGGCACCAUCUUAUUAUUUGCUUCAGGCUGCAAAAGAUCUUGGGCCAGCUUUGCUGGAUAGCUCUUAGUGAUAUUGUCAGGAUAAGUGAAGUGCAGUUGUAUCUGCUAAUAUCAGAGCCAGUAUCAGUACACUGUAGUCUCCAGAAUCCUCUGACAAAAAUGGGUCCUAUCUAGGUCCCACCAGCACUGAGACAUGCCUUGGCCCUCCUGCCCACCUGUUCCAGGUUUCUUUGGUGCCAUUGGUUUCGUCUAUGAAGCUUCUCACUAACGGAAAUGCCCCAUAUGCCUCAGUUGUUCUUUGGGCACUGUGGAAUAUUAAAAUAGUGGAUAAGGAUAAGGUCCCAGAUCAGGCUGCUGCCAUCAAAUAUGGCCAAACAGUAGAGGCAAGGAUCUCAAAUCUGGAACCAUCCUAGUUUUUACCAUUAAAGCUGUGAACAAUUUAUUUUCGUGACUGCAGGCAUAGAUACCAGGCUCUUUUGCACAUGAGCCUAUGCAAACGUGACUUGCCAAGACAAACAAAGCUCCUUAGUCAUGCACUGUACCCUGUCAGGUAGGUGAUAAAACCUGUUUUCUGCAUUCCUAGGCAUGGCCCAAAAUGGGACAUGUAGCAAAUCAGGUUGACUUCACUCCCCAUGGGCCACCAGUGUUUUCAGUGUGGUGGGCCCCAAUCUGUAACUUCCUGAAGGUUGCAUGUGUCAUAUAACCUGGCCAUAGCUCUCAGGGAACAGGGAACCUUGUCUCAUUACCAGCAUGGAGGUGAAAUUCAGCCAGCCCAGUUGGGUUGUUAUAUAUGGAAAUGGGAGCGAGGGACCUCAUCUUGUCCUUUACCUCAAAUAGCAAAAUGUCUCAGGCCAGCCUUGUUCCUCCAUGGAUUAACAAGAGUGUAUAUGCAUCACAUAGGCUGCAAUUCAACAUCCCCUGACUUUACCAUAAAUAUCUGUACAUGAUGAUACACUGCACCAGCACUACACAAUUUUUGUUCUUGUGUGUCUUCAAGUCAUUUCCAACUGAUGGUGACCCUAAGGUGAACCCCAUGCACAAUACAUUGUGCAACACAUGUUGAUGACUGGAUGCUCUUGUACAAUGUGAAAUUGCAAGUGCAACCCCACUACACAACCAUAAAGCACAGUGCGCAACCACAGUUUGCAACUCUGCUGUAUGCGCAACUCUUCUUCUGCAGCUGUCAGCAGAAUAUGUCUGUUGUGUUAUGGUGAACAAUUCACCUUGCAUUUGUAGCACAACUUAUACAUGCGUAUGCCAUUAAUAUAAUGCCAGCCAUAAUGUGUAAACAGCUACAAAGCAUCAUGUUGCCACAAAUUGACAGCUGACGUGACACACAUAUACAUCACACAGUGUAUAAUCAGCUAUAAUUCAAUCUGUAGCAUCUGCAUAAUGUGCCCCACACAAAUCUGUUCCUUUAUUCAGAUUCUAACCAAGCUUGACUGCAUUUUUUUUAAAAUUGUCACUUUUUCUCCCUUCAUUUGGGUUCUUCAGUCCCUCGCUUUAAUAAAGGUAGGGUAUUAGUUUAAUAUAGUGCAGCAGAAAGAUGGAUCAAGACAUUUUGCCAUCUGAGGUGGAGAAGUAAAAUGGCCUUUCUUUCUCCUGUGCCAGCACUCCAUGUUCCAUAGUACUAAAGCCUAACAAAUUCAUGUAGCUGUACCUAUUUGGCAGGCAGGGAGUCCUGAUUAACCCCAUCAUCCCACUUUUUCAGCUGCUGUUAAACUGUCCCAGUUUCUGCCUCUUCCUCACACUUUCCUCCUUCGUCCUCAGCUUACUUGAAUUGCUGCAAAUUGAGUUCAAAGUGGAAAAGCAAUUUGCACCCAAUUAACUCAGCAGGGGAGAGAGGAGAAAGGAGAAUCUUGCCUUUCCUUGUAGAUUCAUGGAAAAGCAAACUGCUGCAGCAUCUUCUAGCUUGUGUGUCCCUUCUCUUUAAUAACUUUUGCCAUCUUGAUCCCAUUCUGAAGUUGUGUGGGCACAAAUGUCCUGGUUUUAAACUGCGAAAUAUUGGAGGGUACAGGUGUUGUUCCUCCUGAGGUUAACAGGCGUAUAUAUACACCAUCUGAGGGCCUAAGUAUCCUAAAGGCACCAGAUUGUAUCUGAUCUUGGAAGCUAAGCAGGGUCAGCUCUGGUUCGUACUUGGAUGGGAGACUGCCAAGCAAUACUGGGUGCUGUAGGCUAUAUUUCAGAGAAAGGUACUGGUAAUACUGAGUUGAGUACUCCUUGGUUUAGAAAACUCCAUGAAAUUCAUGUGGUCACCACAAGUCAGCAGGCAACUUGAAAGUAGAUACACACAUAUAUAUCAGAUAAUGUGUAACCAGCUACAAAGCAGUUCAUAGCACAUGUAUAGUGUGACCCACACAGACCUGUUCCUUUAUUUAGAUUCUGACCAAGUUUGAAUGCAAAACUGAGCCUUUUCUCUUCCAUCAUCUGUGGUCUUUAGUCUCUUGCUUAUCUAUGCCUCGUUAGGGGCUUUCAUAAAUGGAGGCAAGGAGUUGCUUUGGCAUAGAGCGGCUGAAAGCAGGACCAAGACAUUUUGCCAUCUGAAGUGGAGCAGUAAAUGACAUCCACCCCACCGCCAUCUGCUGCUGCUCCAAGUCAAGGUCCAUAGUACCCAGAGCUUGCAAAGUUGUUUUGGCAUAUGAGGAAGAAAGUCCAACAAGCAUUUCUUCCCAACCCUGGCAGUAAAAAAUACAAUAAGCAAUAUAAAUAAGUAACUAUUUGCUCCCCUUGCAUGACCUCCAAAAUCUCCAAGAGCUGACCCAUAAGUAACAAUCCAAAUAAUACCUUCCUAGGGAUGGGAUUUGGUCAUGCUGGCAAAUUGCUGUAUUUAGAGUGAAGUUGUUUCUCUCUGGCCCAAAUCGUAAACCCAAAGGGUGAAGGAAUCUCUCUGACAUGCAAUGGGGCUCACUUGUCAACAGAGGCUCUGUAUUCUUAUGGUGCAAAUGUGCUCUGUUUGUGGUUAAUUUGGAAAACAAAGUAUAGUUGUGAAGUUAGUGGCAGGUAGAUGUUCUUUUUAUGUUGAAGGAACUAGACUAAAAUGAGACUGGGGAUGUACAGUCAUUCAGCUGUUUCUAGAUUACAACUCCCAUUAAGCCCCACCAAUGGUUCUGCUGGCUAGGACUAAUGGGAGUUGCACUCCCAACAAAAUCCAGAGGGCUACUUAUUCCCUAAUCCUAGACUAAAGAAUCUUUUUGAGUCUGAAUUUCUAUUUAAAUCUUAUUUAAAUACAUGAAUACAGGGCGUCUUAUUUUUCAUCUUAAGGCCAAGGUCCAUGCUUCACGUAUCACCCAAAUGGUGGCAAACCUUGUGCUAGUCCUGACUCUGGUCCAAGUGCAGGAAAGUUUGCUAAAACUCUUGUUUGCUUCACACAUUGAAUUCAAGGUUGUCCUUUUCUCACAGUCCGUUUAAUCACCUCCAAGCCAAUUCCUGCCAACUCAGCCUAGCAAGCCAAGUGAACUUUAACUGCAAAGAAUUGUAUUAAUAACUCAUCCAUCAAGCUUGUUUCGUGCUUGUAAAAAUCUAGUUUUGCUGAAGUUUGCACAUCAGUUUUAUUGAGCCUUGUAGCUGUUUACCUUGCUAAUUUUGUCCCAACUGUUUUUUUCCAUAUGGUCUGGUUAGUAAAGAAAAAAAUUAAUUAUCCAGUA